This is a messenger RNA of Bactrocera dorsalis (oriental fruit fly), 1599 nucleotides long. RefSeq lists its product as uncharacterized. NCBI's taxonomy places the organism in Eukaryota, Metazoa, Arthropoda, Insecta, Diptera, Tephritidae. The coding region runs from base 1 to 1572 and encodes 523 amino acids. The record is from RefSeq and is a predicted model, not a curated record. The transcript has a single exon.
AUGGCAAUAUUAUGCAUCAGACAACUCAUCGACAAGGAUUUCCUGCUGAAAUUCGCUAAAAAUUUGCAACACAUACGUACCAGACGCAUAUUGGUUAUACACAAUACCAAACUAGAGGCGAGUACUCAAUCGGAAAUCGAGACGUUUUUAAAUUACUGUAUGCAAUUCAAAUUUCUAAAUGUCAUACUCGUACAUCGCGAUUUCACUGAGACAAACAUCUUUCAUUCGCUAAAUCAAUUCCCCCAUUUCAAGUUAGAAACUCGUGAUCUUCGCACUAAAUCGCCAAUCUACCCCAAUCGCUUGGCAAAUGUUGCCAAAAAGAAGUUAAGAGUAUUAGCCGAUCAAAUAGAGCCGAUAACGAUGUUAUACGAAAUCGGCGAUUCCCUCAUCUUAGAAGGCUACAUUGGCUAUUUCAUGAAAGCUUUCGCAUUGAAAUAUAAUUUUCGUCUGUGGCUACCUACAAUGUAUGAAGGAACUAUUGUGCGAGUUAUUUCUAUGGAAGAGAUACGUCAGGCAGCUCACAACGGUUCAAUCGAUGUGGGCGCCAGCUUAUCGACACCUCAAAAGGAAUCAAACGUACAUGAGUACAUCUAUCCGAUUGAGUUUUUUCAGUGGUUAACCAUGCUGCCGAUGGAACCACAACUGGAAACAUAUUAUUUUUUCAGCUCUAUCUUUAGUCCAGCAUCUUUAAUUACUAUAUUUUUAUUCUCUUAUUGGGUAUGCGUUCUUUAUCGUUUGCAGUUGAGUUUGCGACGUAAAACUUUAUAUUGGAAUCGUGCUUCGUUAGUGUUAUUUUUAAUACCAUGGAAUCUGGACUUACUGCGUGGACUACUAAAUCAAUCGACGGCCAUACGCUUAAAUUCCGCUACCCGACGCAUAAUUUUCAUACUAGUUUUUGCGCAGGGUGGUGCUUUGAAUAUUCUUUUCUCCAUAACAAUGGCGAACUGGUUAACUCUGCCGCCACACGAAACACCAAUUGAAAGUUUUGACGAUGUUGCUGAGCGCAAUCUACAAAUUCAAGUUCCAGAACCUGAUAUCGCUGAGAUUAAAUUCUAUUGCGGUGAAACGUUUUGGAAACAACAUGAGCGCCUAUUCCAUAUAGUGAAAUCAGUUGAUGAGUUCCAGGAGAAUAUACGCAAGAUGGACACACGUUACGGUUAUUUGAUAAACACUUUGGCUUGGCCGAUAAUCGAGCAACGUCAAAAAUAUUUUAAACAUCCCUUAUUUCGUCUAUCGGAAAGUCUUUAUUACACCAAGGGUUCCUUACUCAGUCUGCCGAUAAGUGAGAAUUCCAUGUACAAGGAUCUGUUAAGUCUUUUCAGCUUGCGUUCACGUGAAGCGGGCUUGUUGGAUUAUUGGUAUAAAAGGACAUUCUACACAAUGGUCUACAUUGGACGUUUCAAUCUUACAGAUCUCAGUAAGAAUUAUAGACAUGAAGUACUGACCUUGAAGGAGUUCGAAUGGGUUUGGAUCACCUAUAGUAUUGGUAUAGGCGUGAGCGUUUUGGCUUUUACUUUCGAAUGGAUUUGCUACAAGUAUGCGUAUGUACAUUUUAGAGCACUGCUAAUGUAAAACCAACAUAUAUUUCUGAAAGAAUAC